Messenger RNA from Humulus lupulus (European hop), 759 nucleotides. Its product is annotated as lysine--tRNA ligase, chloroplastic/mitochondrial-like. Gene Ontology annotation, biological process: lysyl-tRNA aminoacylation. Gene Ontology annotation, molecular function: ATP binding; lysine-tRNA ligase activity; tRNA binding. Bases 1 to 759 code for a protein of 252 amino acids. Gene Ontology annotation, cellular component: cytosol; mitochondrion. The transcript is spliced from 8 exons. The record is from RefSeq and is a predicted model, not a curated record. NCBI's taxonomy places the organism in Eukaryota, Viridiplantae, Streptophyta, Magnoliopsida, Rosales, Cannabaceae.
AUGGGCGUCGUUGGGCAUAUUGCUGGGGUUUUUUUGCAUGAAGCAUCUACAAGAACAAAGGUAAUAGCAUAUGGUGUGGUCGACGAUGCGAGGUUGGAAACGGGGCUGGGUUUGAAGCUUAGAGCUAGGUUGAAGUUUGAGGAUUGGUUAAUUUGCAGAGAAAGGGUCGAGAAGAAAGGGAGAGAGAUAGAAGAAUUGAGAAGCAAAGGGUUGGAACCGUAUGCAUAUAAGUGUGACAGGACUCACUCUGCUAAUCAGCUGCAAGAGACUUAUAAAAAUUUAGAAAAUGGCGAAGAAAUGAAUGGUGAGCAAGACAAUGUAUCAAUAGCCGGAAGAAUUGUGGCUCAUCGAGCAUUUGGAAAGCUUGCAUUUCUCACUCUAAGAGAUGAUUCUGGGACAAUUCAGCUUUAUUGUGAAAAGGCGAGAUUUUUAAGUGAUCAGUUUGACGAGCUUAAGAAUCUUGUUGAUAUUGGUGACAUACUUGGUGCAAGUGGCUCAAUUAAGCGAACUGAGAAAGGGGAGCUUUCUGUCUAUGUGAACUCUUUUGCAAUUCUUACAAAAUCUCUACUGCCCUUGCCAGACAAAUAUCAUGGUCUAACUCAUGUGGAUAAGCGUUACCGGCAACGGUACAUUGAUAUGAUUUCCAAUCCUAAAGUAGCUGAUGUAUUUCGGAAGAGAGCAAAGAUUGUAUCAGAGUUAUGCAAGGCAGUGGAAUCUUUUGGAUUUCUCGAAGUUGAAACUCCAAUUCUAAAGGAAUAG